CUUGGAGUUGUGAAGUUUUCCUUUUUUUUCUCUUCUAUGGCAUAGAUUCUUUCUUUCAUGCUGUAAUUUCUUAAGGGGAAUGAACGGAUGAAUUGUGUUCUUUCUUGUUUUUCUUUCUUUUGAUUCUCUUAUUUACGCGGUUGAAAAGAUUGCACUCUUUUUUUCCUUUGUUUUACACUUCUUUUUCAUUGAUUCUUUCUAUUUCUUUAUGAGUUUUUAGGCACAAUUUGCAGCUGUUACACACAUACUUAGUUGUUGUUGUAUAUUCACAUGUUUUAUUAUUCCAUUUUGGACCUACUACUUUGUUUAUAAAUAGAGACUAAAACAUUGUGUUUUCUUCAACUUAGCAUCAUUUCUUAGUUUAUUUUGUUGUAAAGAGAGGUGGCCUUUCAAACUAUAUUGAAGGUUGCAUUUCAUAGAUAUGAGUUACAUAAAUCCUUCCAUGGGCUCUGGAAGUAGGACGGCGAGGAGGACGAUGGAGUUUGGAAGGACAUAUGUGGUGAGGCCUAAAGGAAAACACCAGGCUACAAUGGUUUGGCUACAUGGCCUCGGAGAUAAUGGCUCUAGUUCUUCUCAACUCUUGGAAAGCCUAGCCCUUCCUAAUAUCAAAUGGAUAUGCCCAACUGCCCCAACUCGUCCCGUGGCUAUACUUGGUGGAUUUCCUUGCACUGCAUGGUUCGAUGCGGGAGAACUUUCUGAUGACACUACUAAUGAUCUUGAAGGCUUAGAGGCGUCCGUUGCACAUAUUGCAAACUUAUUGUCAACUGAACCUGCUGAUGUUAAACUUGGUAUCGGAGGCUUCAGCAUGGGCGCAGCCACUGCGCUCUACUCAGCGACUUGCUUUGCCCACGGGAAAUAUGGAAAUGGAAACCCUUACCCUGUCAACUUGAGAGCUGUCAUAGGCCUCAGUGGUUGGCUUCCAGGUUCCAGGAAUGUGAGGAACAAGAUUGAAGGAUCACAUGAGGCUGCCAGAUGUGCUGCAUCUUUACCUAUUCUACUAUGUCAUGGAAAAUGCGAUGAAGUUGUUCCUUAUCGAUAUGGAGAGAGGGCUUCCUAUGUCUUGAGCUCUGCUGGAUUCAGGAAUCUUCAAUUCAAAGCCUAUGAUGGGCUUGGUCAUUACACAGUGCCAAGGGAAAUGGAUGAGGUUUGUAAUUGGUUAAAUGCAAGGCUUGGUCUUGAAGGUUCACGACGAUAAACUCCAUUACAACUAUUUCAUUUUCAACAUAGCUGACGAAGAAGAAAGAAGCUCUGUCAUUAUACAGUGCCAAGAAAAGUGUAUGAGGUGUGUAGCAGGAAGGAGUACAUAGAGUUUUCAUGUAGUUAAUAAUGUAUGCUUUAUGGUGAAUGCUAAGACUUAGUCUUCCAGUUUUGCCUUGAGAUCUUCUGUAUAAUAAAAUUUUGGAUGUGUGCUAUUGCUUAUUUUCAUUCACUUGUAGACACAAAUAAUUUGACAUUUGGUACUCUUCAAUAAUAGUUUUCACUUUCAAUAUA
Solanum tuberosum (potato) is the source of this 1491-nucleotide messenger RNA. RefSeq names its product acyl-protein thioesterase 2-like. The transcript is spliced from 9 exons. Bases 422 to 1195 code for a protein of 257 amino acids. NCBI's taxonomy places the organism in Eukaryota, Viridiplantae, Streptophyta, Magnoliopsida, Solanales, Solanaceae. Gene Ontology annotation, molecular function: hydrolase activity. The record is from RefSeq and is a predicted model, not a curated record.